AUGAGUUCUGUUGUUCAUGAUGUCUGGUGUCUUUUCUCUCUCUCUAUUGUAUCUUCUAUCAUCUCUCCAGACUCUGUCAGGCUGGUGAAUGGGACCAGUCUGUGCUCAGGCAGACUGGAGGUGAACACUAACCAGUCUACCCAGCGCUGGUCCUCAGUGUGUGAAGAUGACUUUGACCAGCAGGAUGCAGAGGUGGUCUGUAGGGAGCUUGGCUGUGGGGCUCCUUCAGUCCUCCAGGGGGCGCUCUAUGGAGAAGUGGAGCCUCCAAUGAGGACCAAAGAGUUCCAGUGUGGAGGCCAUGAGUCUGCUCUCCUGGACUGUAGCAGCUCAGGCUCAGAUAGAAACACCUGCUCACCUGGAACAGCUGUUGGACUCACCUGCUCAGAGCCUGAUGCUGUCAGGUUGGUGGGAGGAGCCAGUCGCUGUAGAGGAACACUGGAGGUGAAACAUGAAGGAGAAUGGAGACCAGUGAGUUACUAUAACUCUGACUGGAGCCUGAAGAGAGCAGCUGCUGCCUGCAGAGAGUCAGACUGUGGCUCUGCUGUUUCUGUAGAGAGAGAAGAGUCCUCAGUCAGAUCUGUGUGGGGGAUCAGGUCUGACUGUGUUGAGUCUGGAUCUACUCUGAGGGAGUGUGCUGCAUCAGGUUUCUCUUCCUCCGUCCUUCAUCUCACAUGUUCAGACCUGCUGCUUCAGCCCAACAUCUCUGUGUCCUCCUCCAUGGUCGGGGUCUCUGAGGAGGACCAGCAGGAGGUGUUCAGGUGUUCUGGGGCUCCACCUUCACCAUCAGCUGCUCCAUCCAGCCACAGUACCCAGGAGGCUCCUUCCAGCUCACCUUCACCUCCUCCAACUCAGCACACAACUACACCCAGCCAGCUGUCAAUCACUCUGCCCACUUCCUGUUUCCUGCUGCAGAGGCCGCCCACCAAGGAAGCUACAGCUGUGUUUAUCACCUCUAUGUUUUCUCUCAUAACUUCUCCUCUGAGAGCCCUGUGCUCUCUCAGCGUCAUGGGUAAGCUGACUGUUUACAGGAUUGGAGAAGAUGAUUGGUCCAAACUGAGUGAAAAUGAUCAGCUGACAACAUGUUUCUGGACUGACUCUGUAAUGACAGUCAUCAUGUUACAUGUGUCAGAUAGUAACCAAACUCAUACAAAGUGUAAAAAGUGGUAA
Perca flavescens (yellow perch) is the source of this 1167-nucleotide messenger RNA. RefSeq names its product soluble scavenger receptor cysteine-rich domain-containing protein SSC5D. Lineage: Eukaryota; Metazoa; Chordata; Actinopteri; Perciformes; Percidae. Gene Ontology annotation, molecular function: serine-type endopeptidase activity. The record is from RefSeq and is a predicted model, not a curated record. Gene Ontology annotation, cellular component: plasma membrane. The transcript has 3 exons. Gene Ontology annotation, biological process: zymogen activation. The coding region runs from base 1 to 1167 and encodes 388 amino acids.